AUGACCGAAGAUGAAGACUGUGAUACCGAUACAGAUCUUAGUUCGAAAUUGGAGGAGGAUGAGACGGAAGAAUCCUGUCGGUUUCAGAAAUGCCACCCCAGAGAAAGCUCCGAUUGUCCAUCAUUUAACGGCGAAAAUAUUCCGAAGCACGUCGUUCUCAAAAGAACAACAAAUAAUGCGGAGGCCGAGGUGCCGAAUACUUCUAAUUCGGAUCAAGAUACCCGAGGAUUCCAAGGAAAUAGAAUAUUUGCCAAACAAGAGGAGACCGGAUGUUGGUUGCUGAGAUGGGACGUGGCUGAACAUAAAGAAGGGGAUUUUAUAGCCCUCUGUUAUGAAGAUAGUACUAGCAUUCAAGAGUGUUUGGCUAGACAAGAAAUUUGUGGUCAAGAACAGAGUACCAUGUGGCUUCUAGAUAUACCACAAACGCACAAUGAUUAUCUGGCUCAGUCGGAGCCGCUGUUCAUCAAACACCCUGUAGAGAAACUGAAGAAGCUCAUCAAGUUGAAGACGAAGCGCUGCAAUGGCAUAGAAAACGGCGCCUUCCAAGAUGAAGGCGAACCGAUGAAAUCUUCGGAAAAUUCCGGCGAAGAGGAGGAAAUUCCGGAAAAUGCGAGGGAAAUUUUGAAGGAAAAUUCGACAACGGUUCCAGGGGGAGAGAAAGGGGGAUUGACGAAUGGGCUAGAUUUGGAGAUGGUGAACGCCUGCUGCCCCGCCUUCCCCGACGCCCCGCCCCUGCCGCCCCGCUCCCUCCACCGCCCCCUCGAGCGCUCCCACGCCCUGGGCGCCUCCUUCCCGCCGCCCACCGUCCUGCGGCAAAACAAACCCAAGAAGAAGAAGCACAAGGAGCAGCGGCUCGAAGACGCCUUCGGGUUCGAGCUGGUGGACACCGACGAGGAGUACAAGUCGUUCGGCACCGCCUCGACCGCCUCGUCGGUGUCGGACGCCGAGACGUCCAGUGCGAAGGUCAAGGCGGCGUUGAUGGGGACCGCGAACGGUCCACAGCACAUCGCCCACCUACCUCUGGAGGCGCGAGACAGCCAGAGUUCCAACAGCAGCUGCUCGACCGACGUUGUUGACGGCGACGGUGCCGACACUUCGGCCAAGAUGCACAAGCCCUUGUCCCGGCUGGGGCUGGGCCAGGAAGAAGCUCCCAGAACGCCGCUGCACAGGCUCAAAGGCGAGGCGAAAGAUGUGGUGAGGCCUCAUCCGAAGGCUCUUCAAAGGGUGAGUGAAGAGAUGGUCCUGCCCGUGUGUCCGCCCACGCCCACCCACCGCUCGAGAAGGCCGCGCGCGCCCGAGCUAAAGCCGCCCGACCUCAAAUCCUCCGAUCCGCCCCUCUCUCCCCUGGGGCAGCGCGACAUAGUGGUCGCCCCCUCCUCUUUGGGACGGCGCGAGGUGGUGUGUGGGCCAGAGGUGAAGCGGGCUGACGUCAGGACGUUGGAGACGGAGAAGGGGGCGGGGCGGGGUAGGUCAGAUACGAAUGGGGAAGCCAGCGGGGGAGUGCCAUUACCUCUCCAAAGGCUAAGUACCACCAGAUUGCCGUCCAUCCCUGAAAGGAGUCACAGGGCGAUGAUCGUACCAGAUGCUACGGGGGAGGAAGAACCAUUACCACCAUCAUGGGAGGCUCGAAUGGACAGCCACGGCCGCGUCUUCUACAUCGACCAUUCGACGCGCACGACGUCGUGGACACGGCCUGGCGUCGGGCCGGCCGGACCGGCUACGGGGUCCGGCGCAGGUGCCGGCGCCGACCAGCACCGUCGCCAGCUCGACCGGCGCUACCAGAGCAUCCGGCGCACGAUCAGCUCGUGCCGGAUGGACGACGGGGAAGCUUUGGCUUUGUAUAACAGAAAUCCUACGUUGAAGCACAUGAUCGUAAGGAUACGAAGGGAUCCUAACAUCUUCGACAAAUAUCAGCACAACAAGGAAUUAGUUUCUCUAGUCAAUUUAUUCGCUGAUACGACACAAGAUCUGCCAAACGGAUGGGACACAAAAAAGGACAGAAAUUCAAAGGCCCCGGUUCCUCCUCCUCGCACCACCGCCACCACCUCCACCACCUCCACAACUUUGACGAGCUGCUUCGCCGACGUUCCUGCCGCCUACAAUGACAAGGUGGUCGCUUUCCUGCGCCAGCCGAACAUCUUCGACAUCCUCAAGGAGAGGCAUUCGCCUGUAGGAAGUUCUUCUUCGCUGAGGGACAAAGUCAAUGCCGUGAGAGUGGACGGGACCUGCGCCCUGGACAGGUUCAGCCACGACGUGCAUCUUACUAUUCUGUUAAGUCAUGUGAUACUAGAAGUAUGUCUAGCAGGUAUUCUUAACUACAGUAUCCUCAUGUAG
Molecule: messenger RNA, 2334 nt
Organism: Phaedon cochleariae (mustard beetle)
Lineage: Eukaryota; Metazoa; Arthropoda; Insecta; Coleoptera; Chrysomelidae
Source: the annotation of a GenBank genome assembly